AUGCAGUCUGCUCUGUUGACCACUGUCCUUGCCCUCGCGGCGCCCCUCGUCUCUGCGGCUACACUUCCCAGAGAUGCCGUGGAGGUCGAGGUCCGCGACACUACCGUGCCAGUCUCUUAUGCCACUGCAUACCUGGACAUCAGCCUCAAGAUCGCCGACUUCGGCUGCUAUGCCGCCCCGAACGGCAACCUCGUGAAGGAUUACGAGUACUUCGUCGACGUCCUCGAGGACUACUACAGCAUCGUCGCCACUCCCUGGGCUGCCCACGACAAGACUGCUUGCGGCCAGUGCGUGGAGGUCACUUACACCAACGCCGCAGGCGAGAAGCGCAAGGUCUACGGCGUCACGGUAGACUCCACUGCAGGCUACUUCAACUUCGACCAGGCUGGGUUCGCCGGCUUGGACGGCCGCGCGUCAUUCGACGCUGGCACACUCCAGGCUACUGCGAAGACGGUUGACCUGCAGAAGUGCCGCCGUGCAAGGCAGUAG
Messenger RNA from Diaporthe citri, 489 nucleotides. RefSeq lists its product as uncharacterized. NCBI's taxonomy places the organism in Eukaryota, Fungi, Ascomycota, Sordariomycetes, Diaporthales, Diaporthaceae. Bases 1 to 489 code for a protein of 162 amino acids. The transcript has 3 exons. The record is from RefSeq and is a predicted model, not a curated record.